AUGCUUUUUGCCAUUGAGGAGAUUAAUAACAGUACAAACAUACUGCCAGGAAUCUCUCUGGGCUAUAAAAUCUAUGAUGAUUGCGGAUCUGUUGCCAGAAGCAUUGGAGUUACAUUGGCUUUGGCUAAUGGUAGUGAAAUUGUGUUUGCACCCUCCAAGACAACAUGCACUAGACCUGCAUAUGUACAGGCCAUAAUAGGAGCAACAUCUUCUUCUACAACCAUAGCAGUAGCUACUGUCAUUGGACCUUUUUUUGUACCAGUGGUUCUGCAACACAUACGAAAGAUCCAUUUCACAACUAAGGAAGGAGAUGAGGUUUACUUUAAUGAGAAUGGAGAUCCAGCAGCAAAGUAUGAAAUUAUAAACUGGCAGCCAAGAGAAAACGGCAUUGUGGAGUUUGUCACAGUUGGUCUUUAUGAUACAUCAUUAGCUGCAGAAAAGCAGCUAAAUCUGCAAAACAAGUCUUUAAUUUGGGCAAGAAAAACAAAGCAGGUUCCCGUGUCAAUUUGCAGCGAGAAAUGUCCCCCAGGAACACGUAAGGUUCUCCAGAAAGGAAGGCCUGUUUGCUGCUAUGACUGUAUAAGAUGUGCAGAGGGAGAAAUCAACAACAUUACAGAUUCUGUCACCUGUGUGAAAUGUCUACUUGAGUUUUGGUCAAAUGAAAGAAGAGAUGCCUGUAUAAAGAAGGAAGCAGUGUUUUUGUCAUAUGAAGACAUUAUGGGAGCACUGCUCACUGCAGCAUCUUUAUUUGGGGCAUGCAUGACGAUUGGUGUGAUACUUAUUUACUUCAAAUAUAGGAAAACUCCUAUUGUCAGGGCAAACAACUCUGAACUGAGCUUCCUGCUGCUUGUCUCAUUAAUUCUGUGCUUCCUGUGUUCUCUGACCUUCAUUGGUCAGCCCUCUGAUUGGUCCUGUAUGCUCCGACAUGUAGCAUUUGGCAUCACCUUUGUCCUCUGUAUCUCUUGUCUUCUGGGAAAAACAAUGGUUGUUUUAAUGGCCUUCAGAGCUACACGUCCAGGUAGUAAUGUUAAAAAAUGGUUUGGGCAGACACAGCAGAGACUCUGUGUUACAGGAUUCACUCUUAUGCAAGUUAUCAUUUGUAUCAUCUGGUUAACAACUUCUCCUCCUUUUCCAUUUAAGAAUUUUAAGGAAAUCAAAGAUAAGAUCACUCUGGAGUGUGCCCUCGGCUCAGCAGUAGGUUUUUGGGCUGUGCUUGGUUAUAUAGGACUCCUGGCUAUUUUAUGUUUUAUAUUUGCAUUUUUAGCUCGAAAACUACCCGAUAAUUUCAAUGAGGCCAAGUUUAUCACUUUCAGCAUGCUGAUAUUCUGUGCAGUAUGGAUUACAUUUAUCCCAGCAUAUGUCAGCUCUCCUGGGAAGUUCAGUGUUGCUGUAGAAAUAUUUGCUAUACUUGCUUCCAGUUUUGGACUGCUAAUUUGCAUCUUCAUACCCAAAUGUUAUAUCAUCUUAAUGAAGCCAGAGAAAAAUACAAAAAAACGUAUCAUGGGGAAGAAGGCACCACAGUCACUCUGA
Molecule: messenger RNA, 1530 nt
Organism: Pelmatolapia mariae (spotted tilapia)
Lineage: Eukaryota; Metazoa; Chordata; Actinopteri; Cichliformes; Cichlidae
Product: extracellular calcium-sensing receptor-like
Exons: 4
Coding region: 1-1530 (509 amino acids)
Biological process (GO): G protein-coupled receptor signaling pathway
Cellular component (GO): plasma membrane
Molecular function (GO): G protein-coupled receptor activity
Source: RefSeq, a predicted model, not a curated record